Molecule: messenger RNA, 456 nt
Organism: Menidia menidia (Atlantic silverside)
Lineage: Eukaryota; Metazoa; Chordata; Actinopteri; Atheriniformes; Atherinopsidae
Source: the annotation of a GenBank genome assembly
AUGAACGUGUGCCCCCAGGAGGCCAUGUGCGAUGAGGACAUGCCUGCUGUGUUCCAAUAUUUCACACAGGUACCCUCACCUCCCCCCCCCCCCUCUCUCCGGCCCUCCUCCUCCCCCCCGGCUCAGUUCUCUGCGUCUGUCUCCCACCAGGAGGCGCUCUGCGAGGAGGAGCAGGGCGGCCUGGACCCCAAGGACCCCAACAGGCCCCGCUUCACCCUGCAGGAGCUGAGGGACGUCCUGCACGAGAGGAACGAGCUCAAGGCCAAAGAGGCCGAGGACGAGAUGGCUACUCCCAGUCCGUCCCCCUCCCCGGAGCCCAGGACCCGCUCCUCCGCCCAGCCCGAGUCGGGAAUCAAGCGCCUGAUCUUCACAGCCAUAAUGCCGAUGGUGGCGGCUGGUUUGAUCCCAGAUGACCCCACUUUACAGCCAAUCAGACGCCUCAUGUCACUUGUAUGA